UGAUAACAGAGUAAAUUUAGAGUGUUUUUGAGGGAGUGGCGGCCAGGCCAGGUAUAAAAAAAGACCCUCCCGCUCAGUGGAUGUCUUCUGAGCGUUCAUCUGGACACCAUGAAGCUGCUGGCUCUGCUGCUGUUUGCUGGAGCUGCUGUGGCGGUUCCCCGGGAAGAUGGGAGGAUCAUCGGAGGGCAGGAGUGCGAGGCCAACUCCCGUCCAUACAUGGCCUCUCUCAAUUAUGGCUACCACUUCUGCGGCGGUGUGCUCAUCAACGACCAGUGGGUUCUCUCUGUUGCCCACUGCUGGUACAAUCCCUACGCUAUGCAGAUCAUGCUGGGAGAUCACGACCUCCGAGCAUAUGAAGGCACAGAGCAGCUCAUGAAGACCGACACCAUCAUCUGGCACCCUGACUAUGACUACCAGACUCUGGAUUUCGACAUCAUGCUGAUCAAACUCUUCCAUCCAGUCACGGUGACCAAGACUGUUGCACCCAUCUCCCUGCCAACUGGGUGUCCAUAUCCGGGCUUGGUGUGCUCUGUGUCCGGCUGGGGCGACACCGCCAUGGGGGAUGAGGUGUACAUGCCCACUCGCCUGCAGUGUUUGGACGUGCCUGUUGUCUCUGACGAAGAGUGUGAGCGCGCUUAUCCUGACAUGAUUACACGUAGAAUGAUGUGUGCCGGAUACAUGGAUGGAGGCAGAGACGCCUGCAAUGGGGACUCUGGAAGCCCGCUGGUGUGUUUCGAUGAGGUCCACGGUCUGGUCUCCUGGGGACAGGGAUGUGCCCUGCCCGACUACCCCGGCGUCUACGUCAAAGUGUGUGAAUUCCUCUACUGGAUUGAUGACACGCUGAAAGCCUAUGCUUGAAGAAAUAAAAGUUUCUUUCAAUGUUUA
Molecule: messenger RNA, 885 nt
Organism: Synchiropus splendidus (mandarinfish)
Lineage: Eukaryota; Metazoa; Chordata; Actinopteri; Syngnathiformes; Callionymidae
Product: trypsin-like
Exons: 6
Coding region: 109-858 (249 amino acids)
Biological process (GO): proteolysis
Molecular function (GO): serine-type endopeptidase activity
Source: RefSeq, a predicted model, not a curated record